Salarias fasciatus (jewelled blenny) is the source of this 1028-nucleotide messenger RNA. It is a transcript of the gene hadh, whose product is annotated as hydroxyacyl-CoA dehydrogenase. Bases 92 to 1021 code for a protein of 309 amino acids. The transcript has 8 exons. Gene Ontology annotation, molecular function: NAD+ binding; (3S)-3-hydroxyacyl-CoA dehydrogenase (NAD+) activity. Gene Ontology annotation, biological process: fatty acid beta-oxidation. Gene Ontology annotation, cellular component: mitochondrion. Lineage: Eukaryota; Metazoa; Chordata; Actinopteri; Blenniiformes; Blenniidae. The record is from RefSeq and is a predicted model, not a curated record.
GGUGUGACAGUGCGCGUUCACGUGGCGGACACGGAGCUCAAAAGCUCUGCAGCACUUCCACACACACCACACACACACCCACGGCUCCAGCAUGGCUUUCUUCACGCGCCAGUUCAUCAGAGGCUUCUCGUCCACGGCCGUCAGAAACGUGGUCAUUAAACAGGUCACGGUGAUCGGCGGCGGGCAGAUGGGAGCAGGAAUCGCACAAGUUGCUGCUUCAACGGGCCACUCGGUGACGCUGGUGGACACGUCUGAAGACAUCCUGAAAAAGUCUGUCAAAGGCAUUGAAGGGAGUCUGAAAAGAGUGGUCAAGAAGAAGUUUGCUGAUAAACCAGAGGCAGGAGAAGAGUUCAUCCAGAAGGUCCUGCAGAAAGUGUCGAUUUCAACAGACGUCGGGUCUGCUGUGCAGAGCUCUGAUCUCGUGCUGGAGGCUAUUGUAGAAAACCUUAAAAUCAAACAGGAUCUCUUUGGUCGGCUUGACAAACUGGCACCAGCACACACCAUCUUUGCCAGCAACACUUCCUCGCUGCCCAUCACUGACAUUGCCAGCCCCACCAGCAGACUGGACAGAUUCGGCGGCCUUCACUUCUUCAACCCGGUGCCGAUGAUGAAGCUGGUGGAGGUUAUUGCAACCUCGUCGACAAGCAAAGAGACCUUUGAGUCGCUCAUGAACUUCUGUAAAGCCCUUGGAAAAACACCAGUGUCCUGCAAGGACACGCCUGGAUUCAUUGUGAACCGUCUACUUGUUCCUUACAUGGGCGAGGCGAUACGUUUGCACGAGAGAGGUCAUGGGUCUAAAGAAGACAUCGACAUUGCUAUGAAACUGGGUGCUGGAUAUCCCAUGGGGCCCUUUGAGCUUGCCGACUACGUCGGACUGGACACGAUGAAGUUCAUCAUCGAUGGCUGGUGUGAAAAGGAGCCCAACAACCCGCUCUUUCAGUCGAGUGCGCUGCUGAACAAACUGGUGGCAGAAGGCAAAUACGGCAGGAAGACGGGAGAAGGGUUCUACAAGUACAAGUAGACGUGAA